Erpetoichthys calabaricus (reedfish) is the source of this 4295-nucleotide messenger RNA. It is a transcript of the gene cdcp1b, whose product is annotated as CUB domain containing protein 1b. Bases 238 to 2700 code for a protein of 820 amino acids. The record is from RefSeq and is a predicted model, not a curated record. The transcript has 9 exons. NCBI's taxonomy places the organism in Eukaryota, Metazoa, Chordata, Cladistia, Polypteriformes, Polypteridae.
GCAAAGGUGUCAUCCUGACGCUCGGCCGUGACUCACGGGACAACGCCCGCCCCCCGUCUGGAGUGCAGCACAGAAGGAAAUGGACGCGUCGUGUCUCUCCCGGGAUUUUUUCUUUUCUUUUCCAACUUGACUGGAGCGGCCGCGAAGCAGCAGCAGGGGUUGUCUCCCGGUGGAGUCGGCGACACCGAGCCUUCUCGUCUCUUUGCGUUACCUUUCCGCCCGCCUUCGCCUCUUCCCAUGGAUCGUCGACGCGCGCCUCUGUGUUUGGCGCUCCUGUGGAUCGUCGCGCAGAUGCUGGUGGGCUCAGAGUCGGUGAUGAUGACCAUACAAGGGAACACCACUGUCACCAUUGCCUCUGCAUCCCCCAGCAGUAAAUGCGCCAUAUGCAUUACAACUAAUGGCAAGCAGGCCUGCACUUCCAACAUCACCCUCGCCUCGGGCCCAAACAGGACAUUUGAAUUCAACUGCACACAGCCACAGGAUUUCUUCAACGUAGAGAUCAUCAGGAGUAUAAAUUGCAGCUCUAAUUCAUGUGCUUCUGAUGUCGCUGAACUGCUCUCCUUAGAUUUCCCAAAGUUCAACAGGACCUUGGUUUGGAUGAUCAAGGUUUCUCCUCAAAGGUCACUUGUGUUGAAUUUCCCAGGAACUGGCAUGAGCCAAAUAAACCCUUUGGAGAACUGCAAAGAUCAGAUGACUUACACCAUCCUGACAAAAACAAAUUACAACCCGACAAGUAUUGGCACAUUUUGCAGGCAAGGUGCCAUUUCUAAAAUAAAUGUCAUGAAUGAAACGAAGCUGUACCUCAGAAUCCAGGGCAAGGAAAAAGUGAAUCAAUCAGGGUUUACCAUCGAGAUCACAAAGUCAAUCAAACGGCUUGGUAUUGUUGAAGUGGUUUUGUCACCAGGUUUGACCUACGAGUUUCUUUCACCCAACUACCCCCAGAGUUUCCCUGAUGACGACCUGAUGUCCUGGAAUUUUGGUGUCCCUCAAAAACACAAUGCCACAAUCCAGUUUCUAAAUUACAGUCAGCCUGAAUGUGAGAAGAAGAGCGUAGCAGUAGAAUAUGGUCUGCCAGGUACACCGACUAUUUCCAAACCAUUGACAGACAUUUGGCAAAAUCCUAUUUCUGGAAACUUUAACAUGUCUCUUCGGAACUGUGAAGUGACACCCAAUGACCCUGGGAUUCUCAACUUGCAAUUUCAAGUGCAGGUCUCCAAUACCAGCUUACCGGCACGCUAUACUGUUGACCUACAGAAAGAGUAUGGAAUGCUUUUGAAAAUAAAGCAGAAGAAAUUAAACCGAGACUGUCAGAUCUGCAUCUCUACAGACUGUCAAUCAGAAAUUACUCUGCAGUCAGGCAACAUUACAGAUGUACUCAUUCGUGACUGCAAUAUAGAACAUCUUGGUAUGGAAAUUAAUAAAGUCAUAGGAUGUGACGACUUUCAAAACUGCAGUGUUAUUAAUAUGCCUCUCACCGUACCAACAGUUCUAGCCAACCUGCCCUUCUCCCUGGAAAGUUUUACCUGGCAGGUUUUGGCUCCUGAUAAUGGUGCCGUGGAGUUGGUACCCAGCAAAGGCAAAUUACAACAGCUACUACCUGGACAGAAGUGCAGUGGGACCUUCUAUUAUAAACUCGUAAAGGCAGACCAAUCUGUGAUGGGCAGCUUUUGUUCUCAAGGGUCAAUUGAAAAAGUUCAGAUCCACUCUAAUAUCUCUGUGGUUCUGCUGCCAGUGGAGAAGGGAAAUGCCAGUGAAGCCAUGGAUCCAACUUUUAAUGUUUCUAUUGGAAAUGAGAUUGCUGAAAGCUACAUUUUCACAGUUUCCCCAGAUAAGGAGCUUCCAGUCUACCUAGUGAGCCCACAUUGGCCUGCAGGGAUGCCCUCCCUGGCGUCCGUCUCCUGGAAUAUAUCUCUUCCUCCAAAGACACAGGCUGAGCUCCAGUUCUUCAAUACCACAAGGCCGGAGUGUGUAAAGGGUCAUGCAGUAAUCGGCAUCAUGGGUCAUAACUCUAAAGAAGAAGAACUGAGCUUCCGAGAAGAUGUCACCCUCCCGGGAUCGGUGACCAUGCUGCAGAGUUUCUGGCUGAAUAUUACCAAUUGUGAAAGUUUAGGUCGCAGACAUGUGCUUAGAGUGGGGAAUGCGAUCAUUGUAAAAAGUCAAGACAAUACCAAGAAAAUCAUCAUCAGUGCAGUCUGUGCUGCUUUGGCAGUUGUGGCUAUAAUUACAACUGCCUGCUGUGUUUCAAAAAGAAGGCUGAAGAAGCGCAGAGAGCCCAAAGUUUCGAUCUAUAACCCAGGUGGGAACAUGUUUUAUCCAGGACAAGGAAAAUUUCCCAAAGGAAGAAAGGAUAAUGAAUCGCACAUUUAUGCUGACAUUGAUGAAACCAUGAUUUAUGGCCACCUCCUUAGAGACACUGACAGCUCAACCAUUCCCGAGGUGGAUGUUUACCGGCCUUUUAUUGGGUCAGGUGGGGAUAUGCCCCCUACUCCUCCUCCUGUAGUUACACGAGGGUUGCCUACCCACAUUGGCUCCAGCAAAAUGGUAGAUAAUGAGCUGUACACUUUCAACCAGCAUAAGCAGAAGAGCAUCCCACAGGGCAACGGAGAUGGACCUGCACAGAUACUUACCGAGGGAGAAGGUGACGAAUCCUUGGAAGUGGAAAAUGACUGUGAAAAUGAGAAGGAAGAGUCAAAGUUGUAGAGACGAACAAGGAAGUCUGACUCCAUGUUAACUGUGUGCUACUGCACUGAUAGACAAAUAAGGUGGUCCAGAAGACCACUGGCACGUAUGUGUGCAGAUAUCCGUCCUUCAAAAGAGCUAAAGCUCUGAGAGAAGCUGCAGAGUAAUGCAAUGUCAAGAAUGAGAGCACCGGGGAUUUGGGCCAAAGAAAUGUUUACACAGUUUGUGGAUACUCGUUAUAAUUGGCAGUUGUGCCCGCUUGUCACCUCUACACCUUUUUUUUGUUUUUAUUUUAAAUAUAUAUUUUUGUAAGUAAAGUAAGAGAAAUGGUUUAAGGUGCAAACAUUGUAACCAAAGGCAGCUUAAUGAAGAAAGAAGAUAGAUUAACGAAAAGAUGGACCUAAAGACAAAUGAAAGGAAAUAAACCAUCGACAGAGAUGAGCUUAAUGCAGGACUAAAGGUGUCCGUCAAAUAUGUAAUCCAAUCUUAAAUUAUGAAAGUGCACAUAUGACAUUAAUGUGUUAUUGUGCCACAUGGGCUGUUCAUGCAGGUCAGUUGUGUGUCCGUCAUAGAAGAGUCUGAGCUGCCAUCUCAUGAGAGGGACUUCCUGAAGCCCAAAAACAACAUUCAUUUUCUUAGUGUCACUCCUCGCAGACAAGUCCAUACGGGAGGCCGGCCAGCCCAACGUUGACCUCUUUAUAAAAGUGUCGGCUUGUUUUUGUUGGGCCCUGCUGGAAAGUGAAUGUCCUGCGUGACUCCACUAUUACAGUCAUGAAAACCGUGUUGGUGGUUCACUGAGCUUUAAAGCUUUACAUUUAUUUCAGUUGGUAGUGCCUGCCUUAUGGAAAUCAGCGUAGUAAAUGAGUUCUGCUUAUCGACUGUCAGGUAAUUCUCUAUCUGCUCUGGCUACUUGCUGUGUGUGUGUGUGUGGAAGGUGUUUUCAAUGUGGACCAAAUGACACUGGAGUUUAGUUAUCCAUUUUUAUAAAGAGAGUGGCUCAUUUUACACCUAGACCCUGUUACAGUGACAGGAGAUAUUUAUUAGACCUGACAAUCUAAAUUCCAAAUGAAAAGAAAUAAUAAAAAAGGAGCGAGGCCUGCUUAGAAACGUCUCUGUUCGUGUUUUACAGAACCAAACAUGUCUGGAACCGACUGCUGGGUAAAUUGUUGGAGUGCCCUGACGUCUGUCUUCGUAAUGAACGCUAGUGUUGUGCUUUCUGGUAAAAUGCCGACUGUGCCAUCAGAGUGCCACGCUUAUUCUCUGCUACUUUACCAUGUGGUGUGGAGCCUGGGGGGGGCUUCACUCUUUUGGCUGUUAACAAAGCAGCUGCUUUGGAAUGAACAUGUAUGGGUGUUCAUGCUUUUUGUUUUUUUUUUUGAUUAUACAGAAUAUUUAAAUGUUUCAUAUUUUUUAAACUGAAUGUUUGUUGUAUGUAUAUAUAAAGUAUGAGAAUGCUUUUACAGUCCAACAUUUACCGAGGGUUGGAUGGUUUUAAGACUUGUGGUAGAUCUUGCUAAAUGUGUAUGUUGUUGCCUUUCAGAGUAACUUAUUAUUGUUGUACAGAGUGCCUUUUCUAAAUGUGUUUAAUACCCUAAAAAUAAACUGCCUCACGGUCA